This is a messenger RNA of Exophiala mesophila, 908 nucleotides long. RefSeq lists its product as uncharacterized. NCBI's taxonomy places the organism in Eukaryota, Fungi, Ascomycota, Eurotiomycetes, Chaetothyriales, Herpotrichiellaceae. The transcript has 3 exons. The coding region runs from base 97 to 516 and encodes 139 amino acids. The record is from RefSeq and is a predicted model, not a curated record.
CUCAGUUUUCCACUUGACUAUCAACCAACAGCUUCUGAACUCAACCACCGGCCUUGCGAUACCCAAUUAUCAGCUUCUGACAAAUCCUUCAGAGCCAUGGCAUCCCUCAUCUCAAGAAAUUUUGUCCGGGCAGCAUCCUCCGCUGCAAAGAGCCCGAGGGACACAUCCUUUGUCAAGCAGGGAGCCAAACGAGACCCUGAGCUCUACAUUCUUUUGGGCGUCAUGUCUGGUGCAUUCGGCCUCGCUGGAUUCUACUUUGGACGUAAACCCACCUCGGCCUCUUCCGAAGCCGAUGUCUCGGUCGCCAACAGCUCCAUGCCAUGGGAGGUCGAGCACGACGAGUCUCAGGACGAGUCAAAGGACUUUAAAUACCAAUAUCAUCCCAAAGGAGACAGGAGCCAAACACCAAAGAACGCCCCCAGUGCUCUGAACACGGUCAUUGUGCCCAACGUCACACUACCAAAGGAGAUUCAUGACCAGUUCAACAAGUGGGGAAAGGACAGCGACACAUAUUAGACAAGCGAACACUAUCAUAAGCUCCUGAGGUUGAAGUCAUGCUGGAUUGCCCCGCGUGAAAGACGAGUCCACAAUCAAAUAUUGCGGCGCAGAGAGAAUUUGUACAUAUCGGAAAGGGAAAGAAAGACACACACCAAUCGAGUAUAUCUCGACUAUCCAGUCCAUUUGAUCGUGCAGUAUCUGUGUAUCUGCUUGGUUGUCUUUGCGUAAAUCACGUGUUACUGGGUGCGCACGACUAACCUAUCAGAGAAUAGCUAGACAAUGUUAGUCGAAGGACCAUUUCAGCAUCACUAAUGCUACAUUGACAGCCGUCACAAAUCUAUAAACAGGUGCAGAUGAAAUUACAAUUUGAGUCUGAACGUACUACUCAACCAUUCACCCCUCUCCUAUUU